CCGUGUCAGCGAAUCAACUCUCCAGUGUCGCAGCGAAUUUACUCUCCCAUGUCACAGCGAAUCAGAAGAUGAAAAAAAUAGCCACGCCGUUGCAUCUUUGACGUUACGUGGACAAUCAACAGUGGGAGCAGCACAAAAGCCCGCAACCGUCAUGGACGAAUGUACGUAUACUCGUCGUGUCGCAUUACUCCGUUAUGCCUUUCCUGUCGUACAGACACGCAUUGUGAGGCGUAUGCACUUCUCAUCCUACCCUGUGAUUUGCAGCUUCAUUCCAUUACAGGUUAUCAAACACGUGUUGACUAGGCUUACAUUGUAUCCUGUUCUGGCCUGUAGCUUGUAUCCUGUUCUGGCCUACAACUUGUAUCCUGUGCUGACUUGCAACUUGUAUCCUAUUCUGGCCUGCAACUUGUAUCCUGUGCUGACUUGCAACUUGUAUCCUAUACUAACCUGCAACUUGUAUCUUGUUCUAGCCUGCAACUUGUAUCCUGUUCUGGCCUGCAACUUGAAUCCUGUUCUGGCCUGCAACUUGAAUCCUGUUCUGGCCUGCAACUUGUGUCCUGUGCUGACCUGCAACUUGAAUUCAUUCCAGCAUUAAAAAUAAUAUGGUUACGCGUAUACACUUCUCAUCUCCGUC
Didymella exigua CBS 183.55 is the source of this 634-nucleotide messenger RNA. RefSeq lists its product as uncharacterized. The coding region runs from base 152 to 595 and encodes 147 amino acids. The record is from RefSeq and is a predicted model, not a curated record. The transcript has 2 exons. NCBI's taxonomy places the organism in Eukaryota, Fungi, Ascomycota, Dothideomycetes, Pleosporales, Didymellaceae.